Nannizzia gypsea CBS 118893 is the source of this 1527-nucleotide messenger RNA. Its product is annotated as serine palmitoyltransferase 1. Gene Ontology annotation, molecular function: serine C-palmitoyltransferase activity; pyridoxal phosphate binding. The coding region runs from base 1 to 1527 and encodes 508 amino acids. The record is from RefSeq and is a predicted model, not a curated record. NCBI's taxonomy places the organism in Eukaryota, Fungi, Ascomycota, Eurotiomycetes, Onygenales, Arthrodermataceae. Gene Ontology annotation, biological process: ceramide biosynthetic process; sphingosine biosynthetic process. Gene Ontology annotation, cellular component: endoplasmic reticulum. The transcript has 4 exons.
AUGAUGGACCUUCAGGAGACGCAAAGAAUCACCCUUGAAUACCUCCAUGUCCUAGCCGAUCAGUUCCAGCGUGUUCCCGGCUCAGCCAUCGUGCUCCGGUACAUCAAGUCAAGUUAUCAGAAUGACCCUGUUCGUUCGGCCGUGGAGCUUUUCCUGUUCCUGUUCGCAGUGAGAUAUCUUCUUGCACCGAAGUACUCGACCAAGCGUGACUUCGUGCCUCUUUCAGAGGAGGAGAUCGAUGAUUUGGUAGACGAUUGGACUCCGGAACCUCUUGUUACACCCCCGACAACACAAGACGAAGAAGAUGUUGAGAAACGAGUUGUACUUACUGGUCCUACCGGUCCAAAAUCUAAGCUUGUAAACGGACGAACUGUUACAAACCUUGCAUCAUACAACUUCUACAACUUCGUUGCAAAUGACGCUCUGAAAGAGAAAGCCAUUCAGACCGUUCGAACGUACGGUGUUGGACCAUGUGGCCCUCCCGGAUUCUAUGGAACUCAGGACGUGCACAUGCGGACUGAGGCUGAUGUUGCUACAUUCCUCGGUACUCCUGCUUGUAUUAUCUAUUCUCAGGCCUUCUCGACAAUCUCCAGUGUUAUUCCGGCAUUUUCCAAGCGUGGUGAUAUCAUUGUUGUCGACAAGGGAGUUAAUCAUGCUAUUCGGAAAGGUAUUCAGAUCUCGAGAAGCACAGUCAGAUGGUAUGAGCAUAACGAUAUGGAUGACCUGGAACGCGUUUUGAGCAAAAUUACCAAGGAGCAGGCAAAGAAGCCGCUAACCCGGAGAUUUAUCAUCACCGAGGGGUUGUUUCAGGAUAAGGGUGACAUGUGUGAUUUGCCCAAGAUCGUCGAGUUGAAACUUCGAUACAAGUUCAGACUUAUCCUGGAUGAGAGUGUCUCCUUUGGUGUGCUUGGCCGUACUGGCCGUGGUAUCACUGAGCACCAGAACGUCGACCCGGCAGAAGCUGACAUGAUCAUCGGCUCCUUGUCUGGAGCGUUCAUUGGCGGCGGCGGCUUCUGUGCCGGAUCUAAGGAAAUUGUCAACCACCAGCGUAUCUCUGCCUCUGCCUACUGCUUCUCUGCUGCCUUGACUGCCCUGUUAGCCACGACUGCAAGCGAGACUAUAACGCUGUUGCACAAUAGUCCCGAGCUCAUCGUUCAACUCCGAGAGAACAUCAAGACCAUGUGGACUCAACUCGAUCCUCGCAGUGACUGGGUAUACUGCACUAGUUCUCCAGAGAACCCCGUCAUGAUGCUUGUGCUCAAGCCCGAAGUGGUCUCGUCCAAACGCCUCACCAUCGAGGAUCAGCACCACAUCUUACAGGAAAUUGUCGAUGAGACUCUGGCUAACGGAGUACUUAUCACCCGUCUCAAGCCUGUCCCUGAUGAGACUGCCUCUAAACAGAACUAUCUCCCUCCUGCCCCUGCACUCAAGGUCUGCAUUACUACCGGUUUGUCCAAGAAGGAGAUCGAGAAGGCAGGCAUCAUCAUCCGUCAUGCUAUCACGAAGAUCCUUCGACAAAAGCGAUGA